AUGCCUCACAGCGAUACUAAUAAGCUGUUUUGCAAAUCGACUACUCAGCUUUCUGCAAUAGUAGAUAGCUUCGUCACACAAGAUGGUGACGAUCAUGACAUGGAAACCCUAUUGCAGGAGUGCGUAGAUACACUCGUAAACUACCAAGAGGAAGUGAAAAAAAUCAAAAGGAUAGGAGCAGGACAUGCAGUUAGGGCUAAAGAUGUAGUCACCUGUUAUGAGUCUGCGUUCGUGUACUACAAGAUCGUGUCGCAGAUCGUGCUCAAUAAGAUCCCAGGCCUCGAACAGUUUUCGAAAGCAAAAGUUGCUCCCAGAAAUGAUAAAGAGAAAGGUCUUAUGGAGAUUUACAACAUGCUAGUCAAAACUUUACUAACAGACGAAAAAAUCGCAGAGAUUCGCAAGUUUAUUAAAGAUCACUCUGCAAGUUCAAGUCCGGCGUCAACGGAAAAGCACGAAAAUGGGGUGGACUUAAAUUUGAAAAACGGACAAUCUAUAACGUCAGAGAAAGCUCUUUCUCUCAUGAAACAAUCCAAGAUACUUUGCAUCGAUGUGAGACCUCGCAUAGAAUUUAUAGAAUCGCAUAUCAAAUGCGCUUCCAUCAUGUGUAUCGAGCCGAUCUCUUUUAAGAACACAUAUUCUGAUGCUGAAGUUUCACGAAAGUCACUAAUCACUAGCCCAAACUCUGAAAUUGAGAUUUUUCAAAAGAGGGAUGAGUUUUCAUUUAUUCUUAUUUACACAAAUGAGUCGGAGAAAACCGGAUUCUGUACACAACAGCAAGCAGCAUUGCUAGACCUUUUGAUCAAUCGAUCAUUUGAAAAACCUUUAAAAAAAACAGUCGUGUUGACAUUGCGAGGCGGAUUUCACAGUUGGUGCCUAAAUGGGGGUCCCUGCGAGACCUCUCGUAAUCAGGACGACAGCAUUUAUAUCAAUGGUGACAUAUCUUCAUUAAGCCUCCAGGAAUUGCCUAAACUUAAUCGGCGAAAUCUUGAUAACAGCUUUCAGCCGAUGUUGACCAAUCCCAAAGCGGAUGUCGAAUCAGGGCGGACUUCACUUUUCUUUCCGGAUCAACAGCAUGGAGGACUGAAGCGAAGCUCAAGUUUCAAAAAUGCUUUCUCGACCUUGACUUCUCCUUCAAGGUCAAGCUCACCGUCAUUUCAAACACCUGACUCUGGUGGAAUGAAGUUUACUACAUAUCCAGAAACUCCUAAGCUCGUUACAUCUAAUUUGGGCGUAAAGCCUCUUCCUCAAAUUUCGCCCAUUCAAUCCAGAGCGUUGACGCCACUUUCUAGGAGCUUCACUCCUCCUCGCGUAUUUUCCAACAAUCAAAUAAACAGCCUUUCAAUGGAUGGGUCGGGCAAAGCUCGGGUCUUCUCUCCACCCCCAAGGCAGCCACUGCCCGUAUUACCUCAAAAGCAGGCUACUGAUGUUCACACUCUACAACACCCUUCAAAUUCAAAGGAUUUGGAUUUUUGUGUAGGUUUAGUGAAUUUGGGCAACUCGUGUUAUAUGAACUGUAUUAUUCAAUGCCUCUUGGGGACUCAUGAACUUUCUCAAAUAUUCCUCAACGAUUCUUAUAAAAAUCACGUUAAUUUGAAUAGCAAGUUGGGUUCAAGAGGUGUACUCGCCAAGUAUUUUUCCAAUCUGGUUCAUAUGAUGUAUCAACAGGGCAAAUCUCUAGCGCCAAUAAAAAAGCGGACCAAUAGUGAUGAAAAGACUGCUGUGCAGCCCCUUCAUUUCAAAGUCGCUUGUGGUUCUAUCAAUUCUCUCUUCAAGGGAUCCUCGCAGCAAGACUGCCAAGAAUUCUGCCAGUUUGUUCUAGACGGAUUACACGAGGACCUCAAUCAAUGCGGUGGGAAUCCCCCCUUAAAGGAACUUUCUAGUGAGGCAGAGAAAGUUCGUGAAAAACUGUCAAUGCGGAUAGCAUCAUCUAUUGAGUGGGAAAGAUAUCUCACGACAGAUUUCAGUGUUAUAGUGGAUCUGUUUCAGGGCCAGUAUGCAUCUCAACUGAAGUGCAAAGUAUGUGGGCGUACCUCGACAACAUACCAACCUUUUUCUGUUCUGUCCGUUCCAGUUCCACGUGGUACUCGUUGUGAUAUCCUAGAUUGUUUCAAAGAGUUUACUAAAAUCGAGACGUUGGAAAAAGAUGAACAGUGGUCUUGUCCUGACUGUAAGAAGAAACAGCCUUCGACGAAAAAAAUCACGAUUACUCGCCUGCCAAGAAACCUCAUCAUCCAUUUAAAACGAUUCGAUAAUAUGCUCAAUAAAAACAAUAUUUUUGUGAACUACCCCUACACUCUCGAUUUGACAUCGUUUUGGGCUAAUGAUUUCGACGGAAGACUUCCACAAGGUGUUACCGAGUUGCCAACCAGAGGCCAAGUACCACCUUUUCGCUAUAACCUUUAUGCUGUGGCAGCACAUAGUGGAACAUUAUAUGGUGGUCAUUAUACGUCCUAUGUCAACAAGGGUUCUCCACAAGGGUGGUGCUAUUUUGAUGACACUAACUGGAGAAAGGUCAAAAAUGAUAAAGAAUGCAUAACACAGAAUGCGUAUGUCUUAUUUUACCAUCGUGUUUACGGUAUAUAG
Molecule: messenger RNA, 2583 nt
Organism: Lachancea fermentati
Lineage: Eukaryota; Fungi; Ascomycota; Saccharomycetes; Saccharomycetales; Saccharomycetaceae
Source: the annotation of a GenBank genome assembly